Molecule: messenger RNA, 2430 nt
Organism: Argentina anserina (silverweed cinquefoil)
Lineage: Eukaryota; Viridiplantae; Streptophyta; Magnoliopsida; Rosales; Rosaceae
Exons: 2
Coding region: 222-1628 (468 amino acids)
Cellular component (GO): cytoplasm
Source: RefSeq, a predicted model, not a curated record
AUUCACACCCCUCUCACCUGUUGUUAAACUGAGUAAUGAGUCAGUGCACAUAUUGCGGUUAUUGAAAAUACUCGGGCACUCCAUAAAAAGGUGUUUCUUUUGACCUAUUUGUAUGUCUUCAUAAAAAGUUAAUAUUCUGUACUAUCCCAGUCUCUGUCUAUAAGCUUUAAACUUCACACUCAAGUUUCGUGGUAGCUGUGGCUGAAUCCUAUGAACCUUAAAUGACUUCAAACCUGAUUCGGAUUGCUUCCCAUGAAGCUGAAAACCCAGUAGACUGCGCACUGAAGAAGGCCUUUGAGCUACUUGAACCAAAUCUAAGACCCCCAUUGGCAAUAACAAUCCUAACACCACAGGAAUAUUUGCUACUCAACAAGGCUAUUUUGUAUGGAAUUCUAUGUGAAACCCAUUAUGCCAAAACACAUAUUAAGCAUUUACACGCUAUUGUCACUGAUGGGUAUGGCUUAUUUGCUAGUUUGAUUUCUGAGGUUGUGAAUGAAAUUUACACGAAACUUCUUGAACCAGUGAAGUGUCAGUUGAUUUGGGUUACUAAGGAGAUGAUUGAUGUUCAGGCUGUAGGUGUCCAUGGUUUGUUGGUUUGUUUUCUUAGGCAAAUUGUUGGUGGGGAUUUUAGUGUUGGAAAUUUGUGGUUGUGUUUUGAAAUUUUAUGCAUUUUUCUGACCAAAUGGGAUUCUCUCGUGGAAGUGGAUCCAAUGAUUUUGACCAGUGGAUUGUAUACAUAUCUUCGGCUAGUAGCUGAUCACUAUAGAUUGCCAAGUAAUCCGAAACUGGAACUGUUAAAACAUAUGGAAAUUGAUUUCUGUAUGAAAGUGUUAAGGGAGCAGUUUUCUGUCUGUUUAAAGAUUGGACGGGAUCUUGUUCGGCUCCUACAAGAUUUGGUUCAUAUACCAAACUUUAGAGCUAUGUGGAAAGAUUUGUUAUUGAAUCAAGGCAAGUUUACUACUCCUGGGGUUUCUGUUAUUUCACAGCUCUAUAACACAAGGACUUCAAGUCGGUAUACUUUACUUCGGAUUUCACCAGAAAUGGAGACACAGUUGCGGUUUAUACUUACUUUCGUGAAGUUUGGGAGUCAAAAGCGAUACCAAGAAUGGUUUGCUAGGAAGUUCUUAUAUGAACCUAACAGAGAGACUUUGAUAGUUGACAUUGUCCGUUUUUUAUGUUGUGCGCACCACCCACCAAACGAAAUCAUUAAAUCAGAUAUUAUUCCCAGAUGGGCUGUUAUAGGUUGGCUAUUGAAACAUUGCAAAAAGAAUUAUGUCCAAGCCAGUGUGAAACUAGCUCUACUUUAUGAUUGGUUGUUCUUCGAUGAAAGAGUAGACAAUAUCAUGAAUAUUGAACCUGCAAUGCUAUUGAUAGUGUACUCUAUACCCGAAUACAUUGAUGUGACUCACACACUUCUUGAGUUUUUGCUCCUUCUUGUGGACAGCUAUGAUGUGGAACACAGAGCUGGGAUUGUUAGAGGUGUGUCUUCAUCUCUCUGUGUACUUGUCAAGAAAGGAGUGAUUCGCUCCCUUGAUGUCUUGACAGCUUGUGAUGCACUUUCUCCUGUCCUGAAAGAGAGGCUUGAUAGGUUUUUAUCAGGUACGGAAUUGGAAAUUUCUAAAAGGUAGGCGAUUAGUUUCAUACCAAAUUAGCUAAUAUUUCUGUCAGGACUCAGGAUAAUAGAUGCUGCAGCUUCUUGUAGUCCAUCAGUAAUGGACAAAUGAUCAAAUUCACAAUGUAGAAACAGUUAUUAUUUUCUUGAGAAUAUGUAGAGGUGUUCAAAUGUCUUGGAACUGAGAAGAAUUGCUGCUUUUAUUAGUGAGUGUUGAAUGUCCAGGACCAAAAAGUGGCUUUAGCUGCACUGAUUUUUUUUUUCUAAAAUGACAAACUUCUUUGAAUUAAAUCGGUACAAAUUAUUUGCUCCAGCUUAAAAAUAAAAGAGAGCAAUAAAGCUGUGGAGCCCAAGCCCUGAGUCACUUCGACUCUGAGUCUUCAUCACCCUCCUUGAGUAACACCCUAUCUCCAGUAAGCUCUCUCCCUCUCCCUCUUAAAACCCAAACCCUUCGUAGUUUGAUCAGAAGCACUCAGGACUAUCAGGUUUUAACGUUAGCAAUUGCUUUAGAAUGCAGAUGAAGUUAUCUAGAACAACAAAUGUUGUGAUCCAAGGAUCCAUGUCUAAGAUGUACCCAGUUGCCUUGGUAUAGUUUACUCUCAGCUUUUCGUUAUUGCUAGUUUAAGCUACAAAUUAAAACCAUGCGCUCACCCUUGAUAUCAUAUCUAGCUUGCAGCUUGGCUUAAGACACAAACACUCAUACCAACACUCCUUACACCUAAUCACACUGGGCCGCUCCACGUCUAAGGUUGUAAGCUACUAUAGUUUCAUGAUUUGCUUACUGGGGACCCAAUCUCAAUUGUAAGUUUCUGUUUAUU